AUGGCACGGGCUCCGGGCCGCGCUGGCCCUGGAUUCUACUAUGUAGUCAUUCCUUCAAAGCCAGAGGACAAAAUGUACCAGGUCUACCACCCGGAACGAUCAGUGCGGUACGAGGACUUGAGCUUCAUCAGAACAGUGAGAGAGAUUCUCUUUCACAAGGCUCAGGCUCCUUGCAUUGACGAAUAUCGGAAGAAUCUGCGCAAGGAUUUGUUCGACUUCUCCAGCGAGCCACAGGACAAUGACCGAGAGGUGAGGUGCGGCGUGAAGGAGGAGAAGGACCGAGUAGAAGAUGCCUUGCGAAAGAUUGGGGAUGACCAGCUGGAGCUCUUGCAGUCCAUGACCUCCCUCAAGGGUGUCACUUUGGUGGAGCCAUCCAAAAGUCCUGACAAGAAGGGGGUUUUCAUGUUCUACGCGAAGAGCUCCGACAAUCCCGUUAACUCACGUGCCAUCGAUCUAUGUUGGACGGCUGGGCUUCCGCCGGAGGAGGUGCGGGGCACCUGCAUUCUCUCGCGCACUGAGGAAGUGGUUGAGGAGUUUUGCCGCGAUGCCACUUGGCGCCGCUGUGAUUUCACCUUAGAUGAUUGCGCCUCCCAUGCUGCAUGGCUCCAGGAUGCUCGUCAACGUCGAGUUGAGUCGGGCCAGAAGCGCGAGGAUGAUUCGAGAUGGUUCGCCAACUUGGCCGAUUGUGAAGCACCAAUGCCGGGCGGCGCGAUUGAUGGAGCAGUUUGGAAGCAAAGCGACGAUGAGAUCGACAUUUGCUUCGAUGCAGGACCUUUCGCAGGAAUCCGUGCGACGAGACGAGACAUCAAUGUGCAGUACACAAAGAGGACCCUAUUCGUGCGAUUACGAGGUCGAGUCCUGUGCAAUGCGGAGCUGGCUGGUGAGGUUGAUCCCCAAGGCUGCUGCUGGACGUUUGACCGCGAUCGAUAUGCCUUGCAGGUGACGCUGUGUAAGUCGAGAGCGACGGCCUGGGAGCGACUGAUCAGACGCGAAGUCCCCGGCAAGGGCCAUGGGCACAAGGAAGUGCAAAGCAACUUCCCGGCCUGUGCUGCCGUGGAGUGUGGUGGAAGGAGAUCCAAGAGCUUGUUGAUCGGCAGAAGACAAGGUUUUGCCGAAGGACGCCGCGGUACGUGCAUGAAAUUCGUUGUGUGCAUUUGCAUUUUGUUCUGCCUUGUGUUGCAGUUGCAGCCUCUCCUGGAAAAGUUUUCAGUGCAGUGCACUGCGUCUACCAGUGAUCAGGGAGUUGCAGCAAGCAAGCCGUUCUGCGGCUGGCCUUGA
Symbiodinium necroappetens is the source of this 1278-nucleotide messenger RNA. The record is from the annotation of a GenBank genome assembly. NCBI's taxonomy places the organism in Eukaryota, Dinophyceae, Suessiales, Symbiodiniaceae.